Molecule: messenger RNA, 2197 nt
Organism: Cydia splendana
Lineage: Eukaryota; Metazoa; Arthropoda; Insecta; Lepidoptera; Tortricidae
Exons: 9
Coding region: 149-1852 (567 amino acids)
Biological process (GO): fatty-acyl-CoA biosynthetic process; long-chain fatty acid metabolic process
Cellular component (GO): mitochondrion
Molecular function (GO): long-chain fatty acid-CoA ligase activity
Source: RefSeq, a predicted model, not a curated record
UUUCAACAAUUGAAUGUUUAUAUUUACGGUAUCUUUACCUACAUAGGUGCAUAGUGAAUAAAUUAACGUAUCAGUUCGGUAUUUUGCAUUGAAAACAGUGCCAUAGAAUUCCUGCGGGGAUAGAUAUCAAAUAACAAACUUACCAAUCAUGGCGUCAAAAUGUUUCCUCACGGCAAAUCGGGCUCUGACUGCCAAGAAAAUCCCCUUCAGCACGAGAAGACUCAGUGGAACCCCGUGGACGAAGGAAGGCAUUAUAAAGUCACCCUUGAAACCGAUAGAAGUCCCGAAUUGCACUGUGCAUGAAUAUAUUUGGCAGAAUUUGGAGAGAUGGUCGGAUCGGACGAUGGCGAUAUGCGGUUCAACCGGAAGAAGCUACACUUACUCACAAGGCUACCAAUUGUCCUCGGCAUUUGCAGCCAACUUGCGGAACAAUCUGGGCGUCCGCGACGGCGACACCGUGGCCGUGAUGCUACCCAACGUGCCCGACUACCCCCUUGUAGCCUUGGGGAUAUUGGGCGCCGGAGCUAUUAUUACUAGUAUCAACCCUAUUUAUACGGCCCACGAAGUCCAACGUCAACUGCUACUCUCCGACGCCAAAAUCAUCGUUACGCUCCCAGAAACUGUAGAAAUCGUAAAAAACGCCCUAAAAAUGGCCAAUAAACUAAAGCUACCAAUCAUUGUAGUCAAAACCAAUGAACCCACACCAGAAGGCACAAUAGUCUUCAACGAACUAAGUGAAGUAAACGUAGACUUGUCAUGUUUGAAAGAAGUAAGGAGGACCGCUAAAGAUGUGUGUUUUCUACCAUAUUCUAGUGGUACUACGGGAGUUCCUAAGGGAGUGGAAUUGACCAAUGAGAAUCUAGUGGCUAAUAUGGAACAGAUCAAUAAUCCUGUCAUAAGGACGCAUAAUGAUACUACAGCAUCUCACCAAGACUCCGUCAUGGCAGUGCUGCCCUUCUUCCACAUCUACGGAGCCGAGGUCAUCAUGUUCCACAAGCUGUCCCAGGGUGUCAAGCUGGUCACCCUCGCCAAGUUCCAACCUGAAGUGUUCCUCAACGCCUUGGAGACGUAUAAGCCGAAUCUUUUAUUCGCGGCUCCUCCUAUAAUACUGAUGAUGGCGUCGCAUCCAGCCAGCUCCUCGAAGAAGCUGCAACACCUGGAGAUCAUCAUCAACGGCGCGGCACCCCUGGCCGCCGCUGACGCCGAUAGGUUCAUCCAAAAAGCCGAGAGGAAAAUGGACUUCAGGCAAGGCUACGGCCUCACAGAGACAUCGCCCGUGGUCACAAUGACCCCUAGAGGCCUCGACAACUACUCGUGUGUCGGCCUCCCCAUGCCCAACACGGACCUUAAGAUCGUGGACCAGAACCUACAGAAUAUGGGGCCUAAUGAGAAAGGCGAGCUCCUAGUCCGAGGGCCUCAAGUCAUGAAAGGUUACAAGGACAACGAGAAAGCGAACAAGGAGGCCUUCACAGAUGAUGGCUGGUUCAGAACUGGCGACUUGGCAGUUGCUGACGACCAAGGGAUAGUCACCAUUGCGGACAGACUUAAGGAACUUAUUAAGGUCAAAGGCUUCCAAGUACCCCCAGCAGAGCUAGAAGCAGUCCUACGCGACCACCCAUCCGUGGCCGACGCAGCCGUCAUAGGCAUACCUCACAAAGCCCAUGGAGAAGUACCCAAGGCCUUUAUCGUCCUAAAAAAAGGACACGAUGCACAGCCGGGAGAUAUAAGCGGUUUUGUAAAGGAGAGGGUGGCGGAGUAUAAAAGGAUUAGUGACGUGCAGUUUGUGGACAGUUUGCCGAAAAGUGGCACGGGAAAGAUAUUAAGGAGGGAACUCAAGGAAAAAUACACGUGAUUUAGAAGUGGUACAAAAUGAUUUUUAAAAUAGUUUAACCCUUAUGGACCUUUGCCAAUUUGUGCGGGUGCACGGAGCGGGUGAGUGGGUUAACGAAAAAUAGUAGAGCAACGCUACGGCGCGGACUCGUGCGACGGAUUUUAUCCACAAUGGCACCCGCGUGACCCGCGUGCGUGCACCCGCUCAAGUCAAUAUCGUAAAUCGUAAUGUGUGGUAAUGUUAAGCUUAAGAGAAAAUGUAUUAUCUAGUUAAGUGACGCUUCCAAUUGUAUAUCAACUAAAUUUAUUUUUUGGUUUUAUUAAUAAUAAGUUUAUUUUUACAAUUUUGACUAAUCCUAUGUUAUUA